AGGUAAGAAAAUAUAUCAAACAAUGAAGAUAAUAAUCUUUGUUUAUCUGAUUGUUGGGGUCUGCGGAUACAGAAACGAGAAAGAAGUCAAUCUUGAAGAAUUCUAUGCUACAUUUGAUCAUGAAAUCACUGUCUACUCUGCAAAAAAGUUUGAUUUCCCGAAAGAAAAAGAACUUGAUUUCAAAAGCACUCCAGAAUGCGAAAAUUUCGAAAAAUUCCCCAACCCGAAAGAUUCAUGUCCUGCUCCAAAAGGCUACAGCGGUGACUUUGUUUCUAAUUGCAAGGAAAGAAAAUGUAUUCAGAAAUCCUUCUACGGUUCAACAAAAUGCAGAAAAGUUAUUCGAUUAUUUAAGCCUUUUCCUCACGCCGCAGUUGAAUGCAAAAAAAUGUAUGCAAGCUGUAAGUUGGUAAAAUCCCACGACCACAAGGAACCACCAAAAGACGGGAAACCCCAUUUGUAUCCGGAACCCACGAAAGAUGAAGAACCACAUCUUUAUCCCGAGCCAGAAAAAGAUGAAGAUGGUAAAGAGAUCUCUUGUAAAUGCUACACUAUUUGGUGCUUCCGUGAUAUACAAACAAUCUACGAGGAAAACGGGAAGUUAUACAAAGGGAAUGUUGUUAUAAAGACACCAUGUGGAUGCGACUGCAGGACUGCAUACGAUGGUUAUACUUAUUCCGGAAGAAGAAGAUGAAGAAAUAGCCGAUUUGGAUAAAUAUUCUUUCAUGUACAAAUAAUCAUUUAUGUACAUAAAUGAUUUGAAAUAUAUGUGGACUACAAUAAA
Styela clava is the source of this 781-nucleotide messenger RNA. RefSeq lists its product as uncharacterized. Lineage: Eukaryota; Metazoa; Chordata; Ascidiacea; Stolidobranchia; Styelidae. The record is from RefSeq and is a predicted model, not a curated record.